This is a messenger RNA of Leguminivora glycinivorella, 1594 nucleotides long. It is a transcript of the gene CAH9, whose product is annotated as carbonic anhydrase 7. The transcript is spliced from 4 exons. Gene Ontology annotation, cellular component: cytoplasm. Bases 84 to 1046 code for a protein of 320 amino acids. Gene Ontology annotation, molecular function: zinc ion binding; carbonate dehydratase activity. NCBI's taxonomy places the organism in Eukaryota, Metazoa, Arthropoda, Insecta, Lepidoptera, Tortricidae. The record is from RefSeq and is a predicted model, not a curated record.
CAAGUAGUAUAUAAACGCCGGCCGCCGAGGCAGGAAGCAUAGCGAGUGUCAUCUUAUCUUUUAUUUCUAAUUCAAAAAGGAAUAUGAAUUCUAAAAUUAUUGUUUUUAUAUUCGCCCUUUUGGCAGCAAACGCGUCACUUGCUUCCGGAUGGGGUUACCGCGCGUCUGACCAGCGCCGCUGGGCUGUGUUGCACCCUGCGUGCGGCGGCCGCCAGCAGUCUCCCAUCGCCAUCGCGGCGCGCCAGGCCAUCCCCAUCUCCAUCCCCGCUAUGGAGCUCAUCGGCUACCAGAACCCUCUGCCCGGCCCGCUCACCCUCACAAACAACGGACACUCAGUCACCCUAACCAUCCCUAAAUACAGCUCAGAGGAAGAGAAGAAAGGAUUCCGCCUGCCUUACAUCUUCGGGGGUCCGCUUGACAACGAGUAUGAGAUCGAGGGCCUUCAUUUCCAUUGGGGCGACAAGAACAACCGUGGUUCUGAGCACACGCUCAACGACAUGAGGCUGCCUCUUGAGAUGCACAUCGUGCACAGGAACAAGAAAUACAGGAACUUGGCUGAGUCUCUGCAGCAUCCUGAUGGUGUUGCUGUUCUGGCUUUCUUCUACCAGGUGGUGGAAUUCGACGCCAAACUCCUCAGCCCUAUGGUGAAGAAUCUCUCCAUGAUCGAAGCGUACAACAGCAGCAUGCAGCUCCCCCACACCUUCUCCCUCUCUUCUAUUCUCUCUGGUCUGGACUCCGAGAGGUUCUACACGUACAAGGGUUCUCUGACCACCCCUCCUUGCGCUGAGGCUGUAACGUGGAUCGUGUUCUCUGAUUAUCUCCCGAUCUCCGUGUUCCAGAUGGAUAACUUCCGCGGCCUCCUCUCCAACCUGAACCUGCCCCUCGUCGACAACUUCAGGCAGCUCCAGCCCCUCUUCGGUCGCCGGAUCUUCGUCCGUAUCACAUCCAAGAACCCCAAGUUCAAGAAGACCAAGCUCCACUACUCCAAAUACGAUUGGGUGGGACACAAGAAGGCUGACAACGAUGUUGGAGACUUCGAUGAAUAAAACAUUUGACAACUGUUCGUUCCAUAGAACGGUUACUUUCUAACCUUUAAACUAGAUGGCAGCACUUGUAUCUAACUUCAGACACUUCGUGGUUCUAACAAAUGGUAUAAUAACGAGAAUAAAAAUAGUAGUCGUGUAAGUUGUACAUGAUAUAUAGUCAAUUGGACACUGUAUAGUUCGCUCAGAUUAUCUGAAUAUGAACUAAUACAUUAGCAAUAGAAUCGUGUUACAUAUAAGAGUCGAUAUAUUUGAUAACGUAGUUAAAUGAAAAUACUUACUUUUUCUUUGCUCGAGUUUUCUAAAUUAAGCUUAAGGAAACAUUACCAUAACAUCAAUUUAUAUAAACUACUAGCGACCUCUAUUGUAAAGUUAAUGGAAGCAGAUAAGAAAAGAACAGUUUUAUGGAACACAACUACUCUACUUUAGCAAUCUCUACGGGUCUUCUGACGUUCUAAUAAUGUUAGAAUAAUUUAUUAUGUGUACAGUAUUGUGUAUAUGUGUGAAUAGUAUUAUUAUUAUAUAAGGUAUUAAUAAACUAGUGUUUCAUA